Python bivittatus (Burmese python) is the source of this 1002-nucleotide messenger RNA. NCBI's taxonomy places the organism in Eukaryota, Metazoa, Chordata, Lepidosauria, Squamata, Pythonidae. The record is from RefSeq and is a predicted model, not a curated record.
AUGAACGCCCCGCUGGCCAUAAAUACCGCUUAUCGAGCUUACUCCUCCAGAGUGGCGGCCACCGGCAUGGGUUAUGAGCAGUACUACUGGCCUUCCCCGGAGGAGAAAGAGCAGGAGCCGGUGCACAGCUCGGAGGGGGGCCCUCCCCCAGAAGAUUUAGGCGACGUGGAGGAAAAGGCGUCCCCCCAAAACCCAAAUCUUUCUCCAAGGUCCUCCAGUUCUGGACUAUUAAUUCUUUACACCCCUGACUCUGCCACCAGUCCCAACAGGCAGUCCUCUUCUCCACAGCUGACUUCUACACCCCAGAGCUGCAAGGAGGAGAAUCCAGGAGCCAGGAAAGUCAAAACACGCACAGCUUUCUCUCAAGAGCAGUUGGAGAUCCUGCACCACAGAUUCCAGAGCCAAAAGUAUCUCAGUCCACAACAGAUCCGAGAACUGGCUGCAGCCCUGAAACUCACUUACAAACAAGUAAAAACAUGGUUUCAGAAUCAACGGAUGAAGUUUAAGCGAACCCAGAAAGAAACUCUGUGGAUGAGAAAAGGGAUGUGCCAAGCUCAGAAUAGUUAUUUGGACAUAAACUCAAGCUAUCAUGAAGGUUACAAUAUUGGUGAGGCCAGGAACAUCCAUUCGCUGGCUGCUGUGCAUGAGAACUUCACCAGCAAUCAAAACUAUAGCAAUAACCAGAAUUAUAAUAGUGACCACCAGGUCUACGGUAGUCCCCAGAAUUUUUAUCCAGUUGGUGAGGAUGGGAGCUUCUUUGGAAAAGCUGGUGGGGCCUGUUACAGCCCACAAGCCAUCAGCUAUAUCAGCCACCAAAAGAUGAGUUUUUAUCCUGGGUUCCCUGCAAGCAUGGACAUGGAGUAUGCCACCAUGAAGAUGGAAGAUGGGUAUACCUUCCCAAAUGCGUCUUCUGCUACAACAGCAUUCCCAGGCCCCUCUGUCCUCCAGCACUAUCAGGCUCCUCUACAAACUCAAGGACCACAGAGUAACUGUAACUCCUAA